Messenger RNA from Sinocyclocheilus anshuiensis, 566 nucleotides. Its product is annotated as 5'-AMP-activated protein kinase subunit gamma-1-like. Gene Ontology annotation, molecular function: protein kinase binding; protein kinase regulator activity; AMP binding. Lineage: Eukaryota; Metazoa; Chordata; Actinopteri; Cypriniformes; Cyprinidae. The record is from RefSeq and is a predicted model, not a curated record. Gene Ontology annotation, biological process: regulation of catalytic activity; protein phosphorylation. The transcript has 5 exons. Gene Ontology annotation, cellular component: nucleus; cytoplasm; nucleotide-activated protein kinase complex. Bases 26 to 487 code for a protein of 153 amino acids.
UUUGCUUUAUGAAUCUCAGGGCUCGAUGAUCCCAAAGCCACGAUUCUUACAGAAGCGGAUUGAAGAAGUGAAAAUAGGAACAUUCAAGAACAUUGCAACUAUCAGGGAGACAGAAACCGUUUAUGAUGCUUUAUCAAUAUUUGUAGAGCGACGGGUCUCAGCCCUGCCCGUCGUCAAUGAGCAAGGAAAAGUGGUAGCACUUUACUCCAGAUUUGAUGUCAUUAAUUUGGCUGCACAGAAAAGCUACAACAACCUGAACAUGACGAUGCAGGAGGUCAUUCAGAGCCGCUGGUGCUGCAUUGAGGGGGUGCUGAAGUGUUACCCUCACGAGACCCUCGAAACCAUCAUUGAUCGGAUCGCUGAGGCUGAGGUUCACCGUCUAGUACUGGUGGACACAGAGGAUGUGGUGAUGGGAAUCGUCUCGCUCUCUGAUUUGCUUCAGGCACUGGUCUUGACUCCUGCAGGUGUUGAAGCACUUUUCUCUUAACACCAGUGGAGGGCUCCCUCUCCACAAUCAUCCUCAUUUCACAUCAUACCAGAAUUUUGUCCUAAAGCAAACCAUGAGC